GUUCUUUAUUAUGAUAUGCGGACUUUAUGAUGCAAGAAAAUACUUUUUCGGGUUAAGAUAAACUUGAACAGUCUAAAAAUAAUUCUCUUCUCUCUUCUUUUCCUUCUUGUUGACAGAUACGAUGGGCAUUUUCAGGUUCUUGGAAAGCUUUGCGAGUAUCUUUAUCUUCUUUGCUAUUAUCCUUGAAUUGUUUACAUUAUUGAGCAAUACUUACAAUAAACCAUUUCUAAAUGAUUUAUAUAUUGUUCGUUUAAUUCAAAAUAGUACAACCGACUUUAUAGACUUAGGUUUAUGGAAUGCCUGUAAUGGUACAGCUAACCAAGUUCUUUCUUGUGAUUAUCCUCAGCCUGCUUUUGUCUGGACCAAUGCCACUGGACUCGAUAAAUUUACAUCCGAUACCUUUGAUGGAUAUCCUCCUGUCUUUCUUGCAAAUUUUAUUAUUUACUGGAUUGGGUUUGGUUUAACCUUGCUUGCCUUUGUUUUUUCAGUUAUGACACAUAGCCAUCGCUUCAAAUAUACUUCAGUAGCCAUGAUCACUUUUUUCGCCUUUGUGUUUAUGCUGGUUGCCUUUUGUAUUAUGAUUGUGAUGGGUGCUCGUAUUGCCAACACUGCUUUCAGUAAUGAUACUUCUAAUUAUAGUCAUAUUGGACCAGCAACUUGGAUGACAUUGGGUGCUAUGGCUGGUUUAUUAUAUGCAACUGUAUAUUAUUGUUGUAGUUGUUUCUUUAGACCAAAAAAUAUGCCCAGAUACAGCAGUAUUUAG
Gilbertella persicaria is the source of this 763-nucleotide messenger RNA. RefSeq lists its product as uncharacterized. The transcript is spliced from 3 exons. Lineage: Eukaryota; Fungi; Mucoromycota; Mucoromycetes; Mucorales; Choanephoraceae. The record is from RefSeq and is a predicted model, not a curated record. Gene Ontology annotation, cellular component: plasma membrane. The coding region runs from base 122 to 763 and encodes 213 amino acids.